UCGGAGUGCACGUGUGGUUGUUUAUAUUCUCCACGAGUCAAAAUUACAAUCGGAGUAACAUCUGUAGUAAAUAAAUCACCACCAUGGGACGACUGGCAACAAUUGCAGGUGACGAGGCGACCGGUGAAAAAUCCCGCACUUUUGUAUUCCACGAUGAGGGCCACACGCUGGGGAACGUCCUGCGUUCUGUCAUCUCGCAAUAUCCCGACGUCCAAUUUUGUGGUUAUACGGUGCCUCAUCCCUCAGAAGCAAAGAUGCACUUCAGGAUACAGAUGAAGAAAGGAAGAGCUGUGGAUGCACUCAGACAGGGGCUGGAGGACGUCGAGAAACUGUGCGAACACACGACUAAAACAUUCACACGGGCCUGGGAGGCAUUCCAACAAACGUCAACCUCGACUGAAUAAAAAAUAAUCUAAUAUUUGAAUAUGACAUCGUGAAAGCCGUAGUUUCCGGACACUCAGGACCAGUUUCCGGAGAUAUAAAAAUGUGUAACGUUAUUUCCAUUGAGAGCAAAAUUGUCUUGGGGGUUUUGCCUGCUGUCCCUUAAUGAUUCAAACAAUUUCGUUGAAGAAAAGACAAACACCAUUAAUCUAAUUGUUAUUCUGUGACGUUUCGUUAAUUAUUUUACCAUCAUACUCUGGACAAAUCACACGCAGACAAAAUAAAGUUCUUUUCGUUAUUCUAUCUGUAAAAGAAAAGUCAAUAGAUGCUGAUAGUACUGAAUUUUGUAGAGAUUUGUUCUAUAAGAAUUUUUUUCUUGGAUCCUGUAACGAGGAGCAAACAAAACGGCAUUAAAAAUGUAUGCGCAAGAUUCUUUAUGAGAAAAAAUUGCAAGAGAAUGAUCCAUAGAAAAUCAAAUGUAUUGAUUUUUGAACAUCGAACAUUUAUUCAAAAAUCUAUCGUGAAAUUGCGUAAUUAAGUUAAAUUUUCCAUCGAAAAUGUACUCCACAUACUCCACAUCAAAUAUAGCCUCUGUUAUUUAUAUUUUUAUAGACUUUUUUAUUUUAAAAGACCUUCAUUAUUUCCCUCCCUCCAGUACCCAGCUAUUUUGUAGAGAUUUGUUCUGCAAGAAUUCUUUUACAUAAUUUUUUUCUUGGAUUCUGUAACGAGGGACAAGAAAUUCCAUAAAAAAUGUAAGCACAAGAUU
Molecule: messenger RNA, 1147 nt
Organism: Diachasma alloeum
Lineage: Eukaryota; Metazoa; Arthropoda; Insecta; Hymenoptera; Braconidae
Gene: l(2)37Cg
Product: probable DNA-directed RNA polymerases I and III subunit RPAC2
Exons: 3
Coding region: 84-404 (106 amino acids)
Biological process (GO): DNA-templated transcription
Cellular component (GO): RNA polymerase I complex; RNA polymerase III complex
Molecular function (GO): DNA binding; protein dimerization activity; DNA-directed RNA polymerase activity
Source: RefSeq, a predicted model, not a curated record